This is a messenger RNA of Marmota flaviventris (yellow-bellied marmot), 816 nucleotides long. RefSeq names its product glutamyl-tRNA amidotransferase subunit C (gene Gatc). Gene Ontology annotation, biological process: regulation of translational fidelity; glutaminyl-tRNAGln biosynthesis via transamidation; mitochondrial translation. NCBI's taxonomy places the organism in Eukaryota, Metazoa, Chordata, Mammalia, Rodentia, Sciuridae. Gene Ontology annotation, cellular component: glutamyl-tRNA(Gln) amidotransferase complex; mitochondrion. The record is from RefSeq and is a predicted model, not a curated record.
GGCGCACUACGGGGGCCGAAAAGGGAAGAAAUGUGGGCGAGGGCGGUGUGGCUGGCUCUUCGGGUCCCGCUGGGCGGGCGCCGGGGCUUCACCUGCCAGGCGGAUUCUCAGGGAAGCGGGCGGAUCACGGCCGACGUGAUUGAGCACCUGGAACGUCUAGCGCUGGUGGACUUCGGCAGCCGCGAGGCGGUGGUGCGGCUGGAGAAAGCCGUCGCCUUCGCUGACCGGCUCCGCGCGGUGGACACUGACGGGGUAGAGCCCAUGGAGUCGGUACUGGAGGACAGAUGUCUGUACUUGAGAUCCGACAACAUAGCAGAAGGCAACUGUGCUGAAGAACUACUGCAAAACUCCCAUCAUGUGGUGGAAGAGUAUUUUGUGGCCCCCCCAGGUAAUAUCUCUUUGCCACAGCUGGGUGAACAACUGCCCUUCCCAACAGACUCGAGUAGUCAUUCUGGGAAGGGGAUACCCCAUGAGCAUGUGGAAGAGCAAUGAUGGUAUUUUGUUACUGUGAACCCUAUCGUUCCCACUUUUUUAAUCACCUGAAAAAAAUGGAUGUUUAAGCAUUUCUUAGUAUCUGACUCUUCUGAAGACAGAACUGGAAAAAAUCUGGCCAAAACAAGGCACUGAAUUCCUGAUGGUAAAGAACAAGUCAGCUUCCAAGGAAAUCAAUCUUGUACUUGCUUGCAGACCUGUUCAGUAUGGAAAACAUUAUUUCCUCCUAAAAAACUGUCUACCAAACUAUAUAAGUGAACUUGUAUAUAUAUAUAUAUAUAUAAAAACUCUGGUAGAAUAUUAAUAAAAAUCUGAUAGACAGUA